Gloeophyllum trabeum ATCC 11539 is the source of this 1275-nucleotide messenger RNA. Its product is annotated as glycoside hydrolase family 18 protein. The record is from RefSeq and is a predicted model, not a curated record. Gene Ontology annotation, biological process: carbohydrate metabolic process; chitin catabolic process. NCBI's taxonomy places the organism in Eukaryota, Fungi, Basidiomycota, Agaricomycetes, Gloeophyllales, Gloeophyllaceae. Gene Ontology annotation, cellular component: extracellular region. Gene Ontology annotation, molecular function: chitinase activity; chitin binding. Bases 1 to 1275 code for a protein of 424 amino acids. The transcript has 6 exons.
AUGUGCACGCUGAAGCGCCAGGCUACGACGGUCACCCCGUCUGGCAGUACUGGCAGUGGCAAUACGACCAGCAACUCUGGCGAUGUGAUUGCCGCAAGCUGGUAUGCCGGCUGGAACUACCAAUAUUUCGCUCCCUCGAACAUCAGCUGGUCCAAGUACAGUACUGUGUACUAUGCGUUUGCUGAGACGACGCCGGACUCGUCGACAAUUUCCCUCACCUCGGACGACACGAAUGUACUGCCUCAAUUUGUCAGCUUGGCGCACCAGAACAAUGUGAAAGCUGUCCUGACCAUCGGUGGCUGGAGCGGAUCCCAGUACUUCUCGAGUUCGCUCGCGACCGCGGACAACCGCACUGCAUUCAUCAAUGCCGUGACGAAGCUCGUCAGUCAAUACGAUCUGGAUGGCGUCGAUUUCGACUGGGAAUACCCCGGAAAGCAAGGUCUCGGGUGUAAUACCAUCAGCGAUAACGACAGCGCGAACUUCCUGUCGAUGCUGCAAGAACUCCGCUCCCAGCCCGCGGGCAAGAACCUUACACUAUCCGCCGCGGUCUCCAUCACGCCCUUCGUCGGCUCGGGCGGCACGCCCAUGAGCGACGUCUCCGCGUUCGCGUCGGUGCUCGACUACAUCGAGAUCAUGAACUACGACAUCUGGGGCUCGUGGAGCACGGGCGUCGGCCCCAACGCGCCGCUCGACGACAGCUGCGCACCGCCCGCGGACCAGCAGGGCUCGGCGACGUCCGCGGUGAAGGCGUGGACGGCGGCGAAGAUGCCCGCAGAUCAGAUUAUCCUGGGCGUUGCGAGCUACGGGCACAGCUUCUCUGUGAGCACGAGUGCGGCGUCGAAUGGGAGCAGCCUGGCGGCGUAUCCCGCGUUUAACAAGGCGGAGCAGCCGGACGGGGAUAAGUGGAGCGGAGACGCGACGUUCAAUGCGAGCGCGACGGACGCGUGUGGGAACCCCGUGACGAAGAGCGGGAUCUUUGAUUUCUGGGGAAUGGUCGAUGGUGGGUUCUUGACCGCAAACGGAAGCGUCGCGGAGGGGAUGAUGUCGCGGUACGACGAGUGCAGUCAGACGCCAUACGUGUACAACCCGAACACGCAGGUGAUGAUCUCGUACGACAACGCCCAGUCCUUCGCUGCCAAGGGCCAGUUCAUCAACACCCAAGGACUCGCUGGGUUUGCCAUGUGGGAGACCGGCGGGGACCUCAAUGACGUCCUCCUCGACGCCAUCUCGCAGGGCGCGGGCGUCGACUCAUCUGACUCCUUCGACGACUGCUGA